Messenger RNA from Triplophysa rosa, 1036 nucleotides. RefSeq names its product endonuclease domain-containing 1 protein-like. Gene Ontology annotation, molecular function: hydrolase activity; metal ion binding; nucleic acid binding. The transcript has 3 exons. Lineage: Eukaryota; Metazoa; Chordata; Actinopteri; Cypriniformes; Nemacheilidae. The record is from RefSeq and is a predicted model, not a curated record. Bases 29 to 862 code for a protein of 277 amino acids.
GUGGUAAAGAGAGAGAGUUCUUCAUCUCAUGGUCAUCAAGAUGUUUUUUCUUGUAAUGCUGUUUCUUCUCUCUGGUGGUUCGGCUGAGGUUGUGACGGAUUUUCAAAAAGCAUGUGGUGGUUUUUUUAAGAAUGGAAUAUCACCAACAGUACUUCCUGGAACUCAGUACAAACAGAUCUGCCAAACUCUAGAUAAUCAAGCCUAUUAUGCUACACUUUAUGACACAGAGAACAAGAUCCCUGUGUAUUCGGCCUAUGUGUUUGAAGGGAAGAUGGGCUGCGAUAGAUCAGACAAAUGGUACAUUGAACCUCAGCUUGAUGUCCUGGAUAAUUCAAAAAAAAAUAUGGAAUCAGGAUCCAACAUUCCUUUAAUAAACCAAGCAUCCAACGCAGACUAUGCGAAUUCCGAGUUUGACAAAGGACAUUUGGCUCCAGUCAGGCAAGCAAAUUCACAGGAAUGUGCUUAUGCCACAUUUACUCUUACUAAUGCUGCCCCUCAAAACCCAUCCUUUAACAGGGGUAAAUGGAAUAAGUUAGAAAAAGAUAUGGUGAAUAUGGUGACUAGUCAUUGUAGAAUGGAAACUGCUCAUAUUGUUACAGGGGUUGUACCAAGUGUAAAUAACAAAAAAAUUAUAAACAAUAGAGUGAAUGUGCCUAGUCAUUUUUGGACCGCGUAUUGUUGCCACCACAUUACAAGCAACCAACUAAGCUCAGGAGGAGCAAUAGGAGAAAACAUUAAAACCGAAACUCCUCCUGAACAAAUGACUGUAAGAGGCUUAGAGCAGGAGUUGACAAAAUAUUAUGGAGUCAGUUUCAUUUUGUUUGAUAAUAAUUGUCGAGACGCUAACCAUGUUGCAUUCUGAAAUUAUGAUCUUAGCAAACAGUAUAGAGAAUGUAAAAGAUUGAGGGAUAAACUAAACAUAUUGAAAGAAAAAUGAUCAUGUCAUCUUAUCAUGCAGUAUAAAAUCUUAAAAUCUUUUAUCCAGUGAGGUUUCUCUGUGAUUUGUUUCUGAGAUACUUGUUGUGAAUAAAGUAUA